Messenger RNA from Lactuca saligna, 354 nucleotides. The record is from the annotation of a GenBank genome assembly. NCBI's taxonomy places the organism in Eukaryota, Viridiplantae, Streptophyta, Magnoliopsida, Asterales, Asteraceae.
AUGGAGAUGCAACAGUUUCUACAAGAUGCAGGGCUAAUGUUUGACGAAGUUGGAACUACCAAGGACAACAUGAAACAUGAAACACAAAAUUUCAGGGUAGACCUCUUAGCUCGGAACCAUGGAGACAUGCAUGGUGUGGGGAAACGAAAGAAAAAGUGUCGAUAUGAGUCCUUAAAGAAGAAGAAGAAGGGUCAUCAGGUUGUACAAAGUGAUAAGGCUCAGUCUGGUGGUAGUGUUAAGAAGAGUGACGCACCAAAAGUGCAGGAGCGAGCAUUUCAGAUGACUACUAAGGAGGUCAGAUACGAUGAUGAGGUAUUCUCAAAACUUUCUCAUCUAAGUGUUUUGUUGCUUUAG